Molecule: messenger RNA, 975 nt
Organism: Entelurus aequoreus (snake pipefish)
Lineage: Eukaryota; Metazoa; Chordata; Actinopteri; Syngnathiformes; Syngnathidae
Source: RefSeq, a predicted model, not a curated record
AUGCCGCCAUUGUUGAUGGAAGGAGCCUUUUACGGAGCGCACACUUCUGCACGGGCGAGGAGGCACUCCUUUCAUGCGAGCGGCGGGAACAGAGCAGGGAGAGGACGGGAGAGUUUGAGAACCUUCGAGAACCUCCACGUCCUCAAAGGUUCCACCGCAGCGUUGCGGCGGCACGCGACGUCGCGUGUUACGGAUCCUUCGGAACAAUUGGUCCUUGAGGCCCCUGUAGAAAAACCGACACUUGAAUCCGACUUCAACGCCAAAUACCUGCUCAAGGAGGCCGGCCAGGUCUAUUUGCUGGGGAUCGUGGACUUUGGACUUCGGCACUCUCGACUGGAGUUUGCUGAAGACUUCUUCCUGAGCCAAUCAAUCAAGGCCCAGCUGGGACGAGAGAAGAAAAAGGAGGAGGAAGAGACGAAUGAGAAUAAGAAGAAGAUAAAGAAGACAAGGGCCGAGAAGAAGAAGAAGAAGAAGGAAAAAAGGAAACAAGAAGAAGAAGAAGUAAGAAGAAGAAGAAGAAAAAAGGAGAAGAAGAAGAGGAUGAAGAAGAAGAGGAUGAAGAAGAAAAAGGAGGAGGAAGAGACGAAUGAGAAUAAGAAGAAGAUAAAGAAGACAAGGGACGAGAAGAAGAAGAAGAAGGAAAAAAGGAAACAAGAAGAAGAAGAAGUAAGAAGAAGAAGAAGAAAAAAGGAGAAGGAGAAGAGGAUGAAGAAGAAGAGGAUGAAGAAGAAGAGGAUGAAGAAGAAGAAGAAAAACAAAACACAAAAGAAGAAGAAGAAGAAGGAAAAAGAAGAAGAAAGAGAGUAGAAGGACAAGAAAAAGGAGAAGGAGAAAAAGAAGAGGAAAAAGAAGAAGAAGAAGAAAAAGAAGAAGAAGAAGAAGAAGAAAAAGAAGAAGAAAGCGAAAGAGAAAGAGGAAGUGCAAGAGAAAGAGAACGAUAAGAGAGAAAGACAAGAGAAAGGGAAAGACAAAUAG